AUGACCCGGGAAGGCGGCCCCGGGCUCCUUGCUACCUGGUGGGAUCAGUUCCGGUAUACGACGGUUCCAUUAUCAUCAAGCAACAACACACUGCGAGACAAACAGCCCCGAUGGAAGACCUGGCUUCCGCACGGUCUUUCGCAAGGCCUCGAAGAAGGACGAGUAGGGCGAGAGUGGAUCAAGGGAGCCGUCAUCUGCACCUGGAUCACUGCGACAAUCCUAGCCCUCAACUCUAUACUGCUCAUGGUGGCACUUAUAUUCGCCUAUCGGCAAUCGAGCAACCGGGGUCAAUUCCAGAUGGUGGUGCUGUACACGGGACAAUGCUCGCUGGCCAGCCACUCCGCGACGGGCCUACAUGUAGUGAUCAACGUCCUGGGAACAAUCCUACUCGGGGCCAGCAGCUACGUCAUGCAGUGCCUGGGUGCACCCUCUCGCUCGGAUAUCGACCGGGCCCACGCACGCUCACGCUGGGUGACGGUAGGAAGUUUCAGCUUCCGCAACUUUGCAGUCAUGAGCCCCAAAAGGAAGGUCUUGUGGGGGCUCCUGCUGCUCAGUUCCACUCCGAUCCAUAUGAUAUACAACUCGGUCAUCUUCUCGUCCAUUGCAGAGCUUGAGUCCGGAAACCUCCUGAUCCCACACGACCUCUCCUCGACCGAGGCCUUGGUCGAUGACACGGCGAGCCGCGAGAGCUUCCGGGCCCGAGUGGGACUCGAUCCCGCGGUUGUACAACAGCGGAUUUUCGAUGGAACCUUCACCAACUUGACGGACAAGGAGUGCUGGGCCCAGCGGGCGGAUGAUACAUUGUACAGUACCCUGGUCUAUGUCGCGGAGAGGAAGUACUUUCACAACACAAGCAGUCUGUGGGUAGACGGGGCACUAUACCCCUCCGACCACAACUACUACCCAUAUUUAAACACCCCCUCACACUGGCAGAACAGCUCCUGGGCAGCUGCAACCACCUUCGAAUUCUUCAAAGAGGGCGACUUGGACAUAGGACUAUACCCCGACGUUCCUGUUCUGCAUUGCCUGAUGGAUGAAAGCAGACAGCGCUGCCAGCUGCUCUUCAGUCCCCCGAUUGCCAUUGCCGUCAUCAUUUGUAAUGCGAUCAAAUUGAGCUGCAUGAUACUAUCCGUGGGCGUCAGGCGGAGGGAUCUGUUCCUGACUGUAGGCGACGCGCUGGCUUCGUUCCUCACGCGACCCGAUCCAACAACUCGUGGUCAAUGCCUGCUCUCUCGCGCAGAGGUCGCCGAAGGGCUGCGACUCCGGGGCUACUCUGCCCUUCCUCUCGGUCGUCACCAGGGAGACUUGGCGCCAGCACCAAGCGCCACCCAAAGCUCUAAACCCUCCAGCGGCAGCCCUGGCCAGAGCGCAGAAUUCCGGCAUCACCCGUCAGACAACAUCCUACUAUCUGCAUACGGAUCGCAAAACCCCAUUGACCCUCGCCCAAAGCAGGUCACCCCGCGCCAGAGGUGGUAUCAAGCCGUGAGCUGGCCUCGCCGGAUAAUACUUCUAUUCUGCUACGCAUCAUGCCUCGCAAUCAGCUUCGCCCUCCUCUUCCACGGCAUCGGCUCCGACCCGUUCCACGAAGCCAUGUCCAUCGGCUUCAGCCAGUACUCGGGGUCCUAUGUCGCCAACACGAACACCACCAACAUCGUCGCCCUGAUCCUGUUCGCCAACACCCCGCAACUCGGCCUGUCCGUGCUAUACUUCCUCACCAACGGGGCCGUGACCGGCAUGCUGCUGGACGCCGAGCUCCAGCGCUACGCGACGCGCCGCCGCGCCCUCCGCUGCUCCUGGCCCCGGGGCCAACAACGCUCCACCUACUACCUGACUCUGCCCUACCGGUACAGCAUCCCGCUCCUGGCGGGAUCCGCCGCGCUCCACUGGCUUCUCUCCCAGAGCUUCUUCUUCGUAUACGUCCGGCGGGUCGAUCUCGCCCAGCGGCUCAUCUCUGAGGAGCUGCGCGGGUGCGCCUACUCCCCGUUGGCGAUCUUCAUCACCAUCUGGGUCGGUCUUGCGGGGAUGAUGGUGGUGGUGGUGGGGCUCGGGUUCCGGCGGUUUGAGACCCGCAUGCCGCUGGCCGGGGGGUGUAGUCUGGUUCUGGCCGCGCUGUGCCAUCCGGCGGAGGGCGAGGCGGGCGCGGCGGAGAAGCCGGUGAUGUGGGGGGAGGUUUCCCAUGAUCCUGACGGCACCGUGGCGCGGUAUGACAAGCGGAGAGUCGAGGAGAGGCUGGUGGAGGAGGAGGAGGAGGAGGAGGAGGAGGAGGGUGCGGGGGCGACGGGGGCCACCGCUCCUGCCGCGCGGGAUGAUGGGACGAUGGCAGGAUAUCCGCAUUGUUCGUUUACCUCGAUGGAAGUGACGGCGCCGAGGUUGGGUCAGCUCUAUGCUUGA
Aspergillus japonicus CBS 114.51 is the source of this 2391-nucleotide messenger RNA. RefSeq lists its product as uncharacterized. The transcript has 3 exons. The record is from RefSeq and is a predicted model, not a curated record. The coding region runs from base 1 to 2391 and encodes 796 amino acids. NCBI's taxonomy places the organism in Eukaryota, Fungi, Ascomycota, Eurotiomycetes, Eurotiales, Aspergillaceae.